UACAUCCAGCCCAUAGAGCUGCCCGUCUGGAUGACUCAAACCCCGCUUUGCUUUCAGCUAAUUGUCCUUUUUCUGGAGCUCCGUGCGCGCUGGAUGCUCCUCUCCCUCCCCCACCGACUUGUUGCGCACAGAGGAGCGCCACUGAUCCCUCAGAGAGAGAGAGUGAGGCAGGAACCCACUGCAACAGGUGCAUUCACAGCAUCCUCCCCAGCUGAGCACCAGGGGUAGAGAAUUUACGCAUCCUUUUUGCGGGGAUUUCAAUCAGAGGCGCUUUUGUUUGUUGGACAACUUUAGAUUUUGUGUUCUCGUAUUUAACUGCUUUUAUUUUUAUUUUUCCACUUGAAUCAGUGAACCCAAACUUUAAAUGCGUCAGUAAGACCUGUCCGGUCCUUUGUAUAAAGCCAGAAUGCCCGUUUUAUCGAGUCCUGACAUUGCCAACAAGUUUAAGGAGAAAUGGCUGGCUGCGUUCCCGGAGGAUCAGGCCGGCGGCUCUGACUCUGCCCCCCUGGAUGACAGCCUGACCAGCCUCCACUGGCUGCAGAAUUUCUCCAUCCUCAGCGCGGACCCGGAGCGGAUGGUUGGACCCGGCCCGGACUGCUCAUCCUCCCAGCACCAGCUCUUCUUCAAACGCUUCCCUAGAGCCGGGACCGACUCACCAUCCAGCCCACCUGCUGGGGAUACAGCCGCCGCCGGGAUGGCGCUGUACCCCGGCAGCCCUGUCACCUCUGGCAGUGAAACCACCGCUGCACCACCGCGGUUCCCCAGCUGCGCCCACCCAACAUCAUCCUAUCCACAUCCACAGAUCCAGGUCCAAGCGAGCCCGCUGGUAGAGGUGGAUUACAAAACAAACCCUAAGGUCAAGCCUCCAUAUUCCUACGCCUCUCUCAUCUGCAUGGCCAUGCAGGCCAGCAAACAACCUAAAGUGACUUUAUCCACCAUCUAUAACUGGAUAACGGAGAAUUUCUGCUACUACAGACACGCAGAACCCAGCUGGCAGAACUCGAUUCGUCACAACCUGUCCCUCAACAAGUGUUUCAAGAAGGUCCCCAGACAGAAAGACGAGCCUGGGAAGGGGGGCUUCUGGCAGAUCGAUCCUCAGUACGCGGACAUGUUUGUCAACGGUAUCUUCAAACGCAGGAGGAUGUCCGCCAACCACUACAGCAGCAGCAGUGCAGCACAAAGACAGAACAAGCUGGUUCAAGGCUAUCACAGCAGCCAGAACACCUGUCCGUAUCAGGUGGUGGGCAAUAAAAGGAAGCACCUGUCCUCUAAAGACCAUAGCAAACUAAUGAGAUCUACAGAUUCCCCUCUUUUAGCCAUGGAAGCUAAUAAAGCAGACAGCCUGAAGGGGGACUUUGACCUGGCGUCUGUGUUCGAUGAUGUUCUCGACGGCAGCUGUAGCACCUUUGAGGAUUUGGAUAUCAACACGGCGCUGAGCUCCCUGGGCUGUGAGAUGGAGGUCUCCAUGCAUGGGAGGCAGUACGCAGCAGGCCUGGGGAGGUGGUGUGCAACCGGAGACAUGAACCAUUACCAGUCCUACAGUUACCUGGAGCUGAGCGGCGCUUCCAUGGAGAACUCCAUCAACAUAGGAGAACUCGGUGUGCCUCAGCUGCAGCAGCCGUCGCAGAGGCAGCAACAGCUGGAGCAAGAUCAGCUGCUGCAGGGACAUCUUCAUCUGCAACAGUUCGACGAGUCCGCCACGCUUUUCCCAGAGCAGCCGGGAGAGGCAAUGCUGCAGCCGUGGGAGGAGAUUAAAGAAGAGCCGCAGGCCAUUCCUCUGACUCUGGAUCAGGGUUUUGGUCUUUACGAGGGCUUCUUCACAGAGAUGCAGCAAUGGGAGUGAGUGGAGAGCUGUAGGUGAAUUCAGACUUUAACCAACAUGAACCAAAUACUUUAUCAUCCAGUCAGUUAGAUGAGCUUAAUUGCUGGUUUUGUCUCUGAAUAAAAUGAACUGAAAUGUAACCCAGCUACAGAUCUAAUCUCCCUCUGAAACCUUCCAACAUCCACUGCAUUAUUUAUCUACACUGAUGAGCCAUAGCAUCAGGGAUAGCAGUCUAAUUGAGAAGGACCUCAUUUUGCUUGUGAACUAGCUCAUGAAGAAAACAGAAAAAAACAGAGUAUGGACUGUGGAUCAUUGGUCCCUGCUGGGAACAGGUUCUUUGAACUGGGAAUUCUAUCCAAUCAGAUCAGGAUCUGAGCUAUAAACUGAUAUAGAUGGUGUCUUCUUCUGAUCACUUCAAGGUGAUGCACUGCGGCGUAAUAGGGCUCAUUUUGGUCAAUGCUCCAUCUGUAGCUUCAUAUUGUGCUUCACUGUUCCAACUUAUUUUCAUUUCAUGCCUAUGAGCAAAUAAUCUUUUAUCCAAUUACUUUUUCCAGUGCAGACCAGUUUAAAUGGCAUUGGAGUAAUCUAUUUUAGUGAAUUAUACAGAUAAAUAGUUAUAAAAAUGCCCAUAUCUUAUUACCAAGAUGUUCAC
Molecule: messenger RNA, 2474 nt
Organism: Cyprinodon variegatus (sheepshead minnow)
Lineage: Eukaryota; Metazoa; Chordata; Actinopteri; Cyprinodontiformes; Cyprinodontidae
Gene: foxj1b
Product: forkhead box protein J1-B-like
Exons: 2
Coding region: 407-1843 (478 amino acids)
Biological process (GO): regulation of DNA-templated transcription
Molecular function (GO): DNA-binding transcription factor activity; sequence-specific DNA binding
Source: RefSeq, a predicted model, not a curated record